AUCACAUUGAAACCGUUUCGAGAUCCGUUCAUUCUUUAGUACAUACUAUUUAACCCUGAUCCCGUCGCUCGAAUAAUUUACAGCAGAAAAUAGCAGUAGGCGACGAUGAGACGAGAGUCUCAGCGACACAUUGUUGUUUUUAGUUCCUGAGGAAUGUUUUUGGAGUAGUGUUUUUGUUGCCAACUGAUCACGUUAGCACACAUGGUAAUCGAAGCGACGCAGAGCGGACACUACGAUGGAAUCGAUAUACAGAAUAGGAUCCGCGGUGUUCGGUGGAAUGUUCGACAGCAUCCGAGGCAUUACGGCCGUGUUUUAUCUCGAUAGGGAGGCAAACCGAAAGAUUGGGCAGCCACGCCCCACCAAGGAGAGCCUAUCCUCACAACCGUCUCCCGGUAGCUCUGUGGCGCCGAAACGCACCGAAGAAUCGAAGGUGCUAAAGCGAGUGUUCCAGUGUUCGAUGUUGAACGGUGGCAUCUUUAUGCUAAGCAUCCUGAUCUUCGAGUAUGUCGUACUCCCAGGACUCCACUUCUUUCUGUGGUAUCUGUUCCGUAGCUCGACCACGCUGACGACUGUCUGGGGCUGGAUGCAACCCUCUUUGUCGCUGCUCUUCAAUUCGUUCUGGGUAGCGCCGCUCUUUUUGCUCAGCAAAAUCGUCAACAGCCUCUGGUUCCAGGACAUUGCCGACUCGGCGUACAAAUUUCGCAAGGGUCGCCCGCAGCUGAUACCGAGCAUAAGCAAACUCAUUGCCGACAUGCUCAUUAACUUUCUGAUACAGAUACUAUUUCUGCUGCAGAGCACACUCGUAAAGUACCUCCCGGUGCCAGUCCCGUUCGUGUGCCGUGCGAUCUACAUGGUUCACAUGAGUCUGCUUUGCGCACUGUACUCCUUCGAGUACAAGUGGUUCAACAUGGGCUGGGAACUGCACAAACGACUGACUUACAUCGAACAAAACUGGCCGUAUUUCCUUGGAUUCGGACUACCGUUGGCCGUGCUUUCAGAAAUACCCAACUCCUUCAUCAUCAGUGGUUGCGUGUUUUCGGUUCUCUUUCCUUUGUUUAUUAUCAGUGCGAAUGAGGCAACACCGAAGGUGGACAUUUGCGAAACGCCGCUGAAACUGUUCUCGAUCGUCGUGGCACUCACCAACGCCCUGUUUCGGGGGCGAACAAAGUCCGGAAAGGCCGCUCUCUCACAGCCCCUCCCGCCGAGCGCCAGUGCGGGAAACAUUCGGGGACUUACGCCCCCGCUCGCCUCGUCCACACCUUCGUUCGGCUUUCAGUCCUCAGCUUUCAUGCAACAGCAGCAACAACACCGGUCGCAUCGACACCAUCACCGGCACCAGCAUCAGCGAAAUCCGUCUCCAUCGCCGUCGGCCGUCUCGUCAUUCGCGUCCUCAGCCUCCGUCUUGACUGCGCAACAAUCCGUGCUAAGCAGGCCUCUUCGGCGGUAGAAAUAGGCGACGGAGACUGUGUUGGUUGGUCGGGACAUGAUAUUGAUACAACGAUUGAAAGCUCAAAUACUAACCGCUACAAAAAAAAAACUGAUGGACUGAUCGUCUGCUAGAACAGCUGACAACGCUAAGGUUCUGAAGAAACGGAGUGAUUAACACGUUUCGCACCGUUUCGACCGUUUCGAGUCGCUUGAGUUACGCGACAAUCGCGCCAAAAUUCACCAAUCAAAGUUGCCUUUGAUACAUUUUAGUUUUCUAAAGGAACCAAGCAAGGGUGGAAUUCAUUCAAUAAUAGAAGAUAGAUCACUGAUCCUCAGUCCACGACACUAUAAAAAAGGCUUUCUCCCCACUAUUUUGGUUUUCUGCGUUAUAUGGUAGAGUAGAAAUCGAUUUCGUUCUUACAUUUAAAGCAUGUUGUACAGGGACAGGCCGUACCUGUAUCCUAUCCGCAAUGGCAAACGCGCUGCCCUUGCCCCACACUAGCGGGAGUGGCCACAGUCUAAGUACCGGGUAGUGGGAAUCAUUUCUGUGAGAUUAGCCCACGUGUUAGAUACGAAAACUCAGGCACGCGUGUGUAGGUGAUCAAAGGAGGACAAUGCUAUGCCAAGCAUGACGAUCGCGUUAUUCUAAUGGAACCUCUUCAGUUGAGACCGCAUUUUUAGAGGGUCGAUGCAAUUUGCAACAAUAGAGGCGUUGCUUGUGUCCUAUGAGCAGAACGGACACGGAGACUACGAAAAACUAAAACAAAACAAUAAUAGUGUACAUUCGAACAUUUUUGUACGAACACUCUACGCCAUUCGGGUAUUGAAGGGUCGGGUGCGCUUCGUGGAAGCUUUGUAACGCUUUACGUUGUCUUCUGUUGGCUUCGCAAUUGAACGAACUAAUCUAUGCAAAGGGAAAUAAACGGUUCAAGUACUUCCA
Molecule: messenger RNA, 2368 nt
Organism: Anopheles bellator
Lineage: Eukaryota; Metazoa; Arthropoda; Insecta; Diptera; Culicidae
Gene: tank
Product: etoposide-induced protein 2.4 homolog
Exons: 5
Coding region: 236-1447 (403 amino acids)
Biological process (GO): macroautophagy
Cellular component (GO): endoplasmic reticulum
Source: RefSeq, a predicted model, not a curated record